AUGGCAACUGCAGCGAUAAAUUCCAAACAAUGUUUUAUAUGUAAAAAAGAGAAAUCCAACUUAUACCCAUGUGGAGGCUGCUCAGAAAAUUUUUGUUCGCAAGAUUUACCAAAACAUCAUCAAGAACAUGUAUUAGAACUAGAAAAAAUUGUCACUGAUUGUGAUGCAUUCCAACAAACUAUUAGUGAGCAACAGCAAGAUCUC
This is a messenger RNA of Rotaria socialis, 204 nucleotides long. The record is from the annotation of a GenBank genome assembly. Lineage: Eukaryota; Metazoa; Rotifera; Eurotatoria; Philodinida; Philodinidae.